AUGAGCAAGAGGGGCAACUUACAGGAUGGCAUCACCCCAUUGGAGGAUGCUGGUAAAAAUGUACGCAAGAGACGGAAACCGAUCAAAUCGUGUGCGUUUUGCAGGAAAAGGAAGCUACGUUGUGACCAGCAGAAACCAGUGUGUUCAACUUGCAAGGCGAGACGUCGCACUGAUUGCCUUUACACAGAGGAAUUCGGGCACAGUAUUGAGUCGGAAGAGUUAUUUGGCAAUACUCCCAAUAUUGAACUAUUGAAAAGGGUUGAGGAAUUAGAGAAAAGAUUAGACGACAAAGGGUUGGUAAAAGAGAAUUCAACGAAGACGAAAACACCUAAAAACCCAUAUGCCAACUUUUACUAUUUACAAUGUAAAGGUUCGGGCAGGAGAAUGAUGUAUGGUCCCACUUCUUUGAGAACGUACCUCUCAAAUGAUGAUAAUCGGUUUGUGAAUACGUAUAACCAACUCUGGUCUAAAGUUAAAAUUGAAAGAAACAAAUGGAAAGCUAGAAAUAAAUGGACAAUAAAACCGGAAUCUCGACUUCUAGAAAAACCAUUGCCAGGAAGCGCCGAUUCUACUAUUCUACAACAGGUCUGUAAAGUUUUGCCGUCAUAUGAACAGUGCUUGAGGAUUGUUAUGGACUUCUUCAAUGCUGAACUGGAAGUUAAUGAAGUUAGUGAAGUUCUAGAUAAGAAUAAAGUAAUCAAUGAUUUUACCUCCUCAUUUCUUCCAAGCGAUCAACUGUUACCCAACGGCGAGAGGCGAAUUGAGAAAUUACUACCAUCAAUAAAGAAAAACUAUUACAAGAUUGGUGUUAUUCUGAUGAUAUUGUGUAUACACCAUUUCUUUGAAGAUACGCCACAAGAGAUAGAAAAGUUUCUCAUCAUGCUGACAGGGCUUUCAACGACUAAAGUGUUUUUCAUUGAACGUGCUCAAUUUCUCCUUCUGAAAUACUAUCAUCGAGAGUUAAUUUGGGCAUGCGGAGACGAUUCGCAUAUGAUCAGCCUGGUUGAUUUACUAUGCAGUACAGCUAUCACUCUGGGUCUACAUCUGAAAAUAAGAGAAGUUUACAAGAAUCAAGAAAAUGUUGUCGGAAGUUUGGAGAGUUUGGAAAAUUUGUGGGUUUGGAUUGUAUUAUCGGACUUCAAUGUUUCCUUGAGCAUCGGAAGAUGUUUGCUUAUCAGUUCUUCCUAUUUUCAAGCUGAUGAGUACGAGAAUGAUGAGAAUCUGUCCGGGGGCAUGGGCAAUUCUUCGUCGGGCAUUUUUUUUGAUGAAUCAAACACUUGCAUGGGCAAGCUAAAGAGGUUUUUGAAAUUGGCUAGACCAAUGCUGGAUGCCAUCUAUAACAAGGGCGCUUAUCCAGAUUUAGAGCAAAAUUGUAAGAACCUAGUAAGUUUUGCAGAGACUGAAUUUCAUCCAAUAUCAUAUUUUACCGAUGGUGAGCUGAUAUCUAAAGUUCCCUUGCGUGAGAUUAAAGUAUUUGCACAGGUUUUAAACUUGUUGCUAACGUUUUAUUCUUUGAGAUAUUUAAUCCACAAGAAAAAGAACGUGGCUUUGGAGAAUAAUAUUCUACAAACCAUUUUAGUCUCAUUUUCCCUUGAGAUCAAUACGACUGUACUGUGUUUCAAACUAGAUAAAGAGCAUUUUCCUGAAUUUCUCGCCCCGGAUUGUUCUCAUUUAUCACCAUUUAUGGCUUUGUCAUUAGUAUACACAAAUUUCUUGUUUCCGAGGGCAUCCACCGGUUUCUGUGCUUUUCUUUAUCAUAGGUUGACCCUGUUUGAAAAGGGCUUUUAUCUGCUAUCCAACAUUAACGAGCAGGAAGCAACAAAUUGGGACCUAUCAACCCUGAAUAUUCCGUUGAAUAAAGAUAUCAAUCUACUUUCUGCUUUCAAAAUUUAUUCGGACAUUUUUGAUAAAUGGUCUACCGACAACAAUAAGGAAUUGAGAAGUAUGAUGAGCCGUUCUUAUACACUUGUCAUCAACAUAGCCUUGGAGAGCAUUUACAGGGCCGUUUUAGAAAAGGUUAUCAAAUAUAGAACCACGGUUGAACACACAUGGAUGCAACAACUCCCAGACGAAUUAAACAGACCUCCCCAGCAUACACUUUCUGGCAGCGCAAACGUGCCCAUUGAUCCUACUUUGAGUAAUCUAAAUACCACAAGUAACACUACAUUGGUGGCGAACUUUUCAGCAUCUCUCCCAGUGGAAAGACGAAGUAAUAGUGUAGCUGGCGACAGCGGCUCACCUAGCAACGAAAAUGUACCGAUGGAGGCUGAACUGGCACAAACAAUAUCCAAUGAAUUUUGGGCGGCGUACAAUGAUGGGUGGGAAGACCUGAUGAACCAGCCAGAUUAUACAUAUUUAUUUGAUACAAUAUAG
This is a messenger RNA of Saccharomyces kudriavzevii IFO 1802, 2373 nucleotides long. RefSeq names its product Yrm1p (gene YRM1). Gene Ontology annotation, molecular function: zinc ion binding; DNA-binding transcription factor activity, RNA polymerase II-specific. Gene Ontology annotation, biological process: regulation of DNA-templated transcription. The record is from RefSeq and is a predicted model, not a curated record. The transcript has a single exon. Lineage: Eukaryota; Fungi; Ascomycota; Saccharomycetes; Saccharomycetales; Saccharomycetaceae. The coding region runs from base 1 to 2373 and encodes 790 amino acids.